UGCGAUUGAGCUGAAAAAAUAAAUGACUUUAAACUUUCAUAUUGCUGCUCAAAACAGCAUUAAACAGCUUCUCCGCAAGAAAACAAGAUCGGCCUUCGCGCAACAUGCGAAUCGGGGUUGUUGGAAAAACACCCCUGGCGACUUUCCGUCUGAAUAAAGCGCUGUGGAUCAGUAUCCCCGGGUCAUAUGGCCUAGACUAGCCUCCAUCGUCUGCUUGCUCACUGGCGAUAGUGUUGUUGUUCGGAGCAAUAACGCUGACCGUAACUGCGCCGAAUAUUUCCAGCAUCCUUGUACUGACCGCAGUAAUAACGCGUCGUAACGGUGUUGUGCCGCGAGUUGUCUGUCCGCCCCUGACGCGUCUUUGCGCCGCUAAAGUGUGUAGUCAGGUAGGAGUUAGAUCGAGACCGUUACUGCACACACACACACACAAAACAAAGUUACAGGAAAGUGCAAUGGUAUAUUGGUUUCGCGAAGGGUCAGCAAAUUCCGUGUGCAACUCUACCUGCACCGUUUCUGUAAAACGGAGAAAGAAAAACAGCCUAGGGGUGUGGGGUUCUUCCCAUGCUCUGGAGUGAUACAGUAGUUAUUCGGGCUGUGAUCAAGUGUCUCCGGCAAGACCGUGCCUCGCUGCCGGGAGGUGUGGGGGUCGAGCCUGUGCUGCCCUGCCCGGCUCCGUGUUGACAGCCCUGGCCGCGGCAUCGCCGCUCAGCUGCCCGGCUGGGCUCUUGACGGUCCGUGAAGGACUGUCAUACGGGGGCUGUGCGCAAUAUUUCGAUUUCAGAAUUUCCUCCCCAGCGGGGAGGGAGGGACACCGGAGCUUUAUAAUCAAUCAGUUCACCGAGAAGGCAAACGGAAAAAUCUGCUUAAACUGUCUGACGCAGAGUGGCAGUAGGCUAUUCUGCAAUUGCCACAUUUUUGAAGAAAAAUAGUUAAUCGUUUCUCAGAAAGGGAGUUCUUUUUCAUGAUGGAUGAGUAGUUUUGUGAUUUCUACGAGCUGCCACAGGCACGGGAGUCUGCUCUGGGGCUCUCCAGUGUCUGUAAAAUCCCCCCAAGAAGAAAAUCAAGUGUCAGGCUGGAGCAGAAAAUAGGAAAAAAGUACCAGAAAAGAGAAGGAAUAGUGUGCUGGAUUCGUCUUUUUAAUUUAAAUGACAUUUUCCCAUUUUACACUGAAGGAAAACACUCUGAGUCCACCAAGGUUUUUUGUUUUACAAGCUUCCCUUAAAAAAAAAAAAACAGCAAGAAACGCAGUUGCUCGGCCACGACAGUAGGGACUCGGAAGAUGACCGAGAGAGGAUGAUGCCCGCUGGGACUGGGGGCAGGAUUGUGACAUGAUGGGCUGUGGGACGAGCAAGGUACUUCCUGAGCCGCCCAAAGACGUCCAGCUCGACCUGGUCAAGAAGGUGGAGUCCUUCGUGGGCCAGAAAACGGACAAGUACGAGCACUUCAUUAAGGACCGUGGCAGCGGGGGCAAAGCUGGGGAGAAGGUGGGCUCCCCUUCCCCUACUCAGGCUGUGCCCCACCCUUGCAGCCCGGCAGGGGGGGUCCCCCAUGGCCACCAGGACCCCAGUGACCCCCGGAGGAACAAGGUGGCGAAAUACCGGGCCAAGUUCGACCCGCGGGUGACGGCCAAGUACGACAUCAAGGCCCUGAUCGGGCGGGGCAGCUUCAGCAGGGUGGUGCGGGUGGAGCACAGGAGCACCAAGCAGCCCUACGCCAUCAAGAUGAUCGAGACCAAGUACCGGGAGGGGCGGGAGGUGUGCGAGUCGGAGCUCAACGUGCUGCGCCGGGUGAGGCACACCAACAUCAUCCAGCUGAUCGAGGUCUUCGAGACGCAGGAGCGGGUCUACAUGGUGAUGGAGCUGGCCACCGGCGGCGAGCUCUUCGACCGCAUCAUCGCCAAGGGCUCCUUCACCGAGAGGGACGCCACGCGGGUGCUGCAGAUGGUCCUGGACGGGGUGAAGUACCUGCACACCCUGGGGAUCACCCACCGCGACCUGAAGCCCGAGAACCUCCUGUACUACCACCCCGGCACCGACUCCAAAAUCAUGAUCACGGACUUCGGCCUGGCCAGCACCCGCAAGAAGGGGGACGAGUGCCUCAUGAAGACCACCUGCGGCACUCCCGAGUACAUCGCCCCCGAGAUCCUGGUGCGCAAGCCGUACUCGAACGCUGUGGACAUGUGGGCGCUGGGGGUGAUCUCCUACAUCCUCCUUAGCGGCACCAUGCCUUUCGAAGACGAAAACAGGACGCGGUUGUACCGGCAGAUACUGAAGGGAAAAUACAGCUACUCAGGGGAGCCCUGGCCGAGCGUGUCCAACCUGGCCAAGGACUUCAUCGACCGCGUGCUGACCGUGGACCCCGGCGAGCGCAUGACGGCGGGCCAGGCCCUGAAGCACCCCUGGAUCGUCAGCAUGGCCGCCUCCUCCUCCAUGAAGAACCUGCACCGCUCCAUCUCCCAGAACCUCCUCAAGAGGGCAUCCUCGCGCUGCCAGAGCACCAAGUCCGCCCAGUCCACGCGCUCCAGCCGCUCCACCAGGUCCAACAAGUCGCGCCGGGUCCGGGAGCGGGAGCUGCGCGAGCUGAACCUGCGGUACCAGCAGCAGUACAACGGCUGAGGCCCGGCCACAGCCCCGCUGCUGCCCUGACACGGCAAGGAACCCAGCGCAACGCCCUCUUCUCUCCUCCCCUUCCCACUCUUUUCUACCCUCUAAUAUUUAUUUAUUGAGAUUUUCUCUAAAGUCUUUUGGCUUCCGGAACCUGAAGGAUCUGUUGAACAGAAUUCCACUCAAAAGCCUUGCCACGGAUUUGCGUCCGUUUGCGUCGUUCCGCGAAUCGCACGCAGAUUCCCCGCGGCCUUACUCCGAAUCCCCAGGAUGAAAGAAUCUCGGUCAUUCACCUGUAGCUGCAUGCAGAACUGUUGAGGAUAAAUAAAAUAUGCACAGGAAAAACAAAAGAGCAACUGGAAUGUAUUAAAACAAUGUUAUGCCGAAAUGUCAGUGUGUUUGUAACGGGAACAAAAAAAACGAAGGUUUAACAAAUUCAAAAACAAGAUUUCAGGAUCAGCAGUAUGUAGUCCAAUCUUUGUUCUAAACAUUUAAAUUCCCGUACCUUAAUUGUUAUUUAAUUACAAAGAGCAAAAAAACAAUUGGAUAUUCCGAUUGAGAGCUGAAUCAGCUAUACAAUUACAGGUAAUCCACCUCAAAACUGCGACAAAAGCUUUGUCUUCAGUAACAUGCUUAGUAUAGGUGUGUACCAAUAGAUCCUUUAAGUUAGCAGGAUUUAAGUAAAAAUUGUAGAGCUCUUGUCUUUUGCACACUGUGCAACACUCUCUUGAUCUUAAUCUUCAGGGCUAAUGAUAUUUUUAAGUGCUAGAACAAGAGUGUGAUGUUUUUAAUAGAAUAACCAAUAUCAUUAGAAAUAUUCUGUCUGUAAUAAGUCCUCUCCUGUUACUGGAUUGUAAUCACACGUUUGAUGCUAUUUGGAUAAUUGAGGUCACUUUUUAUACCUACACAAAGUUUGAGAUGUGUUAAAGCUGUGCAAAAAAUAGUGUGCCAUCCAAAAAUAAACAUUUGUUUUUUUUUGGAUUAGUUGGGUAUCUCCAAUAUGAACUAUAAUCAGUUUUUUAUUGUGCACAUUUUUUCAACUUUUUAAAAUGAAAUUAACUUGGACUAAAGACCUUGUCACUGUCCUGCAAGUGUAAAAACAGGGUUUGCAGUGUAUUAAAUGCCACUCAGCACCUUCCAUUCCUUAUAGUCCAGUGGUUCCCAGUCCUGGUAGGACCUCUGUCUGCUGUUUUUUCAUUCCAUCUGAGCUGUACAGUAGAUCAUCACUGCUAAUUGAUUCUUUUAAUUGAUCUGCUUGGUUAUGCAGGGUUCCUGUUCUUCAGGUCUCCUGAAGUUUCUUACCCUUUUUAUUUCUGUCUGUUUUGCGGAGACUGGUACAGUAUCGAUUAUAAAUCCCAUUCAAGGUUUUAAGUCCUGAAAAUACGUAUUUAAAAAUUAGACCCAAACAUAACAUUGGAAAUCUACUAACCAGUGAUUAAGAACUUUGCUAGAGCAAAGCUGAGCAAGCAGAAGUCCCCCAAGACCAGGGUUGGAAACCUCUUCUAUAUAAUAUAGUUACCCUGUGGACAAAGUGACACUCAAGGUCAAACAGCAAGACUUUGACUGUGAUGACAUGUUUCAUAUUGUCUCUGCCUUUUCUGUUUUUCAACAUUGACAAAAGCAACUGUGGCAAAACCCCUGUUUUUUUUUAGGUAUUUUACAUGAAGCUGUUGGAAACUAAGUCUCUGUAAUAGGUGGAUAUUUAUUGUUGGCUAUUGCAUGCUGAGCCAUUUGGCUGCAUAAGAUUCACAUUCUUGUGAAUGCUACAAAGACCCUGUUGUCUUGUAUUUGAAAUCAAAAAACUUCAGAUGGUCAGGUGAGAUUAAACAGAACUGAAGUAGCAAUUUCUUUGUAGAAGCCAAAUACCAUCAGCUAUUGAAAUGUGACGUUGCCUUUUUUUGUGGUUCUUCACUGGCAAAAGCUUUCUAUUGAAUUACAGUUCUGACUACUGUAAAAGUACCAUUCAUCUUGCCCAGAAUAAAUGCUGAAUGUGGUGCAUGGCCUGUCAUACACUUUACAAAUUCAACCAAAUACUUCCUAUAAAGUGCAGAGUUCUGCCUUCACAUUGGUUCCUUAUGUUAUCUCAAAGGAAAAAGAAAAUAAGGCAAAUCAGAAAAUGGAUGCCUAAGUCUGAUAGUAUUUUCUUUUAAUUAUUUUAUAUGCCAGUAUUAUCUUUUCUUGGUUGAAAAUGUAUAGCAUUGCGACUUUGGAGAAUUAUUUAUUUUAAACAAUAUUUGAGAUCCUUUAGUAAUUUUCUCUUUUCAUCUUGCAUAAUAGCUGCUCAUUAAAUGUAGAAAUUCCAGUUUGGAUUCUUAUUUAACUAGUUUUUGCGGUAACUUUUGAUAAUGCUACUAGACAAAAAGAGAAAUCAGAACUGCUGUGUUAAUGGGCAUUCCUGUGAAGUUCAAUUGUGCCAAAAAAUCCAGUUAGGAUGUGUCCAUUUCAUUACCACUAUGCUUCAUUCUUAAAUAUUGCAUUGUAGAUUAUCCAAGCAUUGGGAUAAUUGUUAAUUUAGGUAGCAAAAUAGACUUUAAAGAUGUGUUCUAAAUAGGCGUUAGGUAUGAUCAUCAGUCCUUGUUGAAUUGCAAAACCUUCCCUUAGCCCAGGUAUUCCAACUUCUCCAUCAUGACUUCAAAGAGUUUUUAGUUGGGUUUGGAGAAAUAAGCUACAAAUUAUGUUUGUCUACAUCAGAACUAGCACUCUUGGAAAGGCAGGGAAGGCCCAUUCUAUUGAAGCUGAUUAAAAUGACAGUGUUUGCAAUGUCAUUGUAUGAAAGGUGGGGAAAAAAACACUUUUGUCCAUUUACACUUUUGUACAUUUGUCCUUGAUGCAGCAGGUAUGAGGAACUAAAGAAAAGUGAAUUAAUUCCAGUUAAGAUCUCCAGUGUCAUUAUUUUGAAAUCAGUUUUAAAGAAUGCACCAAAACACAUCAGUGUGUUGUUUAUUUGGAAAAUGUGUUUUUGGCGCUAGAAUAAAGUCCCCUAAGCAUCUGCUGGAUUUUAUUCUUCGGUAGGUUGAUUUUCAUGUACAAGAUUUUACCAGAAGAUGGGAAUAAACUGCAAUACUGUUGCGGAGGAGUGACUGUUGUUUUAAAACUUUCAAGGACAUUUUAUUCCUUUUCUCUUUGUAACUGUUUAAUAUUAUUUUUUUACUGGAUUCCCUGUACACUACUCAAUUUUUAUUUUUUUGUGAGGAGGUGUUUUUUAUACUCUUGAUUAUAGUAUUAAAAUGUCUUCGUUCUGUUUGAGAUGUGAAUUUUGAGAUACUGGAAUUGCUGAAUAGCAAAUUUUGAUCCAUUGUAGUCCAUGCUGUUGUCAGUCUCAGUGACUAAAAUAUUAAUUGUAAUACCAGUGUUUUGUUUUGGCAAGGAGAGUUUUGUACCUGCAGGAGGUCUGCAGUCAUUUUUGACCCUAGCACUUUUAAGAGGACCUGUGGAUAAAAGAGAAUGUCUGGGUCAUUUUCUAAAUGUUCUUUGUAUUUUCUUUUAACGUGUGAUAGAUAUUUGGAUGUCACUUGGCCUUUUCCCCUCAUUUGUUAUGAUCAAAAUAGUUCAGAUUAUGUAGACAACAUAGGACAAUAAUCAUUUUAUAAUUUACCUUCUUAAUUACAACUCAUCAUAAACUACUUGAAUACUGUGUAAUCAAAGUAGUUGCCAGCCACUACCCACAAUAUUAAAGGUCAUCAAAGUUCUAUUACACAUGGUCAAAAGAUGAUUUAAUUGACGCCAAUUGAGCUACAGUCAGUUAAAAUAAUUGUAUGUGAUGAUGACUCAUCAGGACUGUCGGAUCAGUAGAUAUGAUUCCAAAAUAUUUAAAAUCAUUUACGUUUUAGGAAUAAGUAAAUUCAUUUUUUAUAUUUACUGCUCUUAUUGUUUUGACAUCUCAUAUAUGGUUUAUAUAAAAAAUCAUGCUCAAGUUGUGUUUGGAAAAUAUACCCAUUAUUGUACAAAACAAAAACAGCACUGUCUUAAAAGUUUUUUAAAGUAUGUUUGUAUCUGAUGUAUUUUUAAGUGUUUUCAGUGUUUAUAAUGGAGGCUAAUAAUGAAUAGAUUUUAUUUACUUUUUUAAUGAAGAACUGGUUCACUUAGUUCUGUGUAUAAUGUGCCUACAAAAUAAA
Messenger RNA from Lepisosteus oculatus (spotted gar), 6718 nucleotides. The record is from RefSeq and is a predicted model, not a curated record. Lineage: Eukaryota; Metazoa; Chordata; Actinopteri; Semionotiformes; Lepisosteidae.